Messenger RNA from Pieris macdunnoughi, 939 nucleotides. The record is from the annotation of a GenBank genome assembly. Lineage: Eukaryota; Metazoa; Arthropoda; Insecta; Lepidoptera; Pieridae.
AUGGAGACUGCAAUACCGAAGAUAGUAGUCGUUGGAUCUUGCAGCGUUGAUUUUACUACAUAUGCACCUAGACUUCCAUUACCUGGAGAAACUUUACAUGGAACAAAGUUUACGACUAGCUUUGGUGGCAAAGGUGCAAAUCAAUGUGUUGCAGCUGCCAAACUAGGUGGAAAUGCAUACAUGAUAGCUAGGGUUGGUGACGACUACUGGGGAAAACAGUAUAUUGAUAAUUUAACGAAAUUCGGUAUAAAUGCACAACAUACAAAAAUAACCAAAGGCAUUACUACUGGUAUCGCUCAAAUUUGUGUAUCAGCUAAUGGAGAAAAUCAAAUUGUUAUUGUAUCUGGUGCUAAUAACUACCUUAGUAUCUCAGAUAUAAAUGAAAACCAAGAACUCAUAAAGAAUGCUGAUAUUAUAAUAAGUCAAUUGGAGACACCAAUCGAGACAACGUAUCAUGCCUUCAAAUGCUGUAACGGAAUACGACUACUUAAUGCAGCACCAGCUAGUACAAAUAUAAAAGAUCUUUUAGAGCACUGUAACAUACUAUGUGUAAAUGAACCAGAGGCAUCUUUUCUAGUCGGCUUUAAUGUAGAUGUGUCCAAUAUCAAAAAUGCACUAAGGAAGCUUUUAGAGUUAGGUUGUCAAACAGCCAUCAUCACACUUGGUAAUAAGGGAGCUGCAUAUUGUAAGAAAGACGAUGAUCUUUAUGUUCAUGUACAGUGUACAAGAGUUGUCCCAGUCGAUACAACAGGAGCUGGGGACGCAUUUGUAGGGGCGUUAGCAAAAUUUCUAGUAAGCCAUAAGAAAACUCCUUUGCAUCAAAUUGUUGGAGCCGCCUGUGACGUGGCUACAAAAUCAGUUAUGAAAGAAGGAACACAGCCAAGCUUUCCCGACAACUAUAACCCUUUUCAAGUUCUUUAUGAAUACAUUAUUUUAUAA